UUUCUAAUCAUCAGUUGAAAUGGAACAGACCUUUAUUCUCCAAACAAGGUUUUAGUGUCCCUCUGUAUAUACACAUUUCGAUAAAGACUUAUUGUUUAUUAAAAACAGCGUGAACACUAUGAAUAUCGCUGACUUAAUUCCGGUCGAUCUUAGUAACGAUCAUGAGUACCCAUCGAGCAGUAAUUCUUCGCUGGACGUCGAAGUGGACAGUGGUAACGAACAUCAGACACCGUCGAUUAGUACUAAAGAUGUAGAGCAGCGUUCUUCAAAAGAACAACAAUUUGUGCCCUCUAGGGUAACCUGUACUGGAGCGACAAUGAGCAGUGAGAAAAUUCAGCCACGCGUUUUACGCUCUUCCAGUCGAACCCUGUACGCGAAUUCAAUUCCAGGAAACGUUUUAAGAAUAACUCCACCAACCACGACACCCCCGGAAACAUUACUACAAGUUGAUUCAAAUGUCGAAGCUUCAUCGAUUGUUACAAUAGAUUUUGCUAAUGGAGAAUGUACUGGCACUAGUGAACGAAUUGAAGCCGUCGGGAUCGGUAGCAAAGGAUACUGUACGGAUACUUUUACAAGUGCGAACGUUAGACCAUUGGUGAGCGGAUAUGAUCCUUCUAGUGCAGUGUUUCUCAAAAGUAUUGGAAACGCAAAUGUGUUAAAUCAGUUUGAUACCAGUGUUUGGAAAAAGCGAGCCCUCGAAAUGGAAAAAGAUUACAAAAAAACAGCAUGCGAUCGCGAGAGGACCAGAAUGCGUGAUAUGAAUCGGGCUUUUGAUUUACUUCGUUCGAAACUACCACGAACAAAACCGUCUGGGAAAAAAUAUUCCAAAAUAGAAUGUUUGAGACUUGCUAUUCAGUACAUUCAACAUUUGCGGAGAGAACUACAGUAUUCAACAACUCCUCCUGCGCAUACAAUGGACUAUUGCUACGAUAUGCCUCCCUACAAUUCACCGCCUCCAGUGACUCAAACAGCAGCGACAACAGCAUAUCUUAACAUGGAUUCAAACAACAAUGCUCUCCACCACAUUCCUGCUCACAAUUCACAAUGGUAUAUUACGAGUAACUCGGAGGGGUACAGCUAUUACUAUCUGCCGUGAUUAAAAUUGUUCAAUAAACUUACAAAUCCUUUCUCUUAUAGACGGCCACCAAAUGAUUGGUCAUAGGAGUAUUGUCUGUU
Messenger RNA from Aedes aegypti (yellow fever mosquito), 1176 nucleotides. RefSeq lists its product as uncharacterized. The transcript has 3 exons. Gene Ontology annotation, biological process: mesoderm formation; regulation of transcription by RNA polymerase II. NCBI's taxonomy places the organism in Eukaryota, Metazoa, Arthropoda, Insecta, Diptera, Culicidae. Bases 119 to 1096 code for a protein of 325 amino acids. The record is from RefSeq and is a predicted model, not a curated record. Gene Ontology annotation, molecular function: protein dimerization activity; RNA polymerase II cis-regulatory region sequence-specific DNA binding; DNA-binding transcription factor activity, RNA polymerase II-specific. Gene Ontology annotation, cellular component: nucleus.